Ornithorhynchus anatinus (platypus) is the source of this 4078-nucleotide messenger RNA. It is a transcript of the gene TARBP1, whose product is annotated as TAR (HIV-1) RNA binding protein 1. The transcript is spliced from 29 exons. Gene Ontology annotation, molecular function: RNA binding; tRNA (guanine) methyltransferase activity. Gene Ontology annotation, biological process: tRNA methylation. The record is from RefSeq and is a predicted model, not a curated record. NCBI's taxonomy places the organism in Eukaryota, Metazoa, Chordata, Mammalia, Monotremata, Ornithorhynchidae. The coding region runs from base 33 to 4040 and encodes 1335 amino acids.
GACGGGGUUUUGGGAUCCGUAGAAAUGACGGGAUGUUUUUUUCACCGAGGGUAGAGCCCAGCCUCUUCUGGUGGUCCGAUGAGAAAAAGGAGCUGCUCCUCAGGUUUUGGGAAAACUAUAUUUUAAUCCUGGAGACUCUGGAAGGAAAUCAGAUUCACGUGAUAAAACCCGUCUUGCCAAAGCUAAACAGUCUGUUCGAGGACGCGGUGGCCGAGGGAAAAACCCGCUGGCUGAUCCACCCGUCCUGGCACCUGUGCAUUUACAAACGCAUGUUUGAGAGCGAAAACAAGACCCUGGUCGGCGAAGGGGUGAUGCACUUCCUGGAGCUGUGGGCCACGGAAGGCCUUCCCAGUGCUCCGGACUUCUCAGAGUUCAUUAUCGGCCCGCUGAUGGACGCCCUCUCCGAAAGCUCCCUCUACAGCAGGUCCCCGGGCCAGCCCAGCGGCAGCUGCUCUCCGGUCGGGAUGAAGCUGCAGGGGUUCCUGGCCACCUACGUCGCAGGCCUCCCGGAAGAAAAAGCCAAGAGGAGUUUCCUGUUGCGGUUCAUCGAGAAGAUGUCCACCAGGCACUGGUGUGCCGUUCCCAUUUUAUUCUUCUCCAUGGCCCUGGCGCGCAUCCCGAGGAGUUGCAUCCUGGGGGCGGAAGGCCUCCUCGCCCUCAGGGAGGUGCUGCAGUGCACGAUGAUGACCCACCAGGUCCUGCUGCGGGGCGCCGCCCAGGGCUAUCUCCUGCAGGCCGCUCUGCGCUUGGUAGAUGUGGAAACCGUGUCCCUUUCGGAAAUGGCGAGUUUCCUGGCGUGUCUCCGGCCGGAAGAGUCACUAGGCAGAGGGACGGCGCUGUGGACCGAGGUCUGCGACUGGCUGCGGGUUAACGAAGCCUCCUUUGGAAAGUCCCUGAAUCGCGCGGCCGCCGGGGAGCAGGAAGAGUCGUCGCUCAACGCCUACGUGCGGAGCCUCGUGCGAGACUACGUGAAAUCGCCCAGCGACGAAGGAGGAAGAUGCUUCGUGCCGGACUGCUCCGAAGCUAAGCUGGUGGCGACGAUGGUUCUCCUGGCUACGGACGCGGAGGGAAGGCAGAGCGAAGGCAGCGAGAAGGAGGACCGCGGGCCGGACGGCCUCCGGACGGUCCUGCGGCCCCUCGUGGACGUCCUCUCGAAGCUCGGGACGAACCCCUACAUCCCCGCGCUCAGAGCGGACCGCUGCCUUCAGCUCAUCCUGCAGCUGCUGCGCACGGCCCCGUCCAGAGGCUCCGGCUCCCGCGACGAUGAGGCGUUGACCGUCCUUCAGAAUUGUCUCGUGGCUGCGUCGGAGAGCAUCUCGGACUUUCUCCUCCGAAGGCUCACCGUCGGGGAGCUGAGCACCGUCGCGGAUCUGGACCGUUGCCAUUUGUAUCUGGGGGUUUUGGCGGAGCUGGUGAGCCUGCACCCCAGCGGGGCCGUCUGGAGCCCGGCCGCGCCCCCCUGCAGCUGGCUCGCUCUUUUGAAAUCCGCGUCCAUCCUCCACCUGCAGGGCAAGCCGGACGGCGGGGACCGCGGCCUCGGGGAGCAGAUUCAGAAAGUGGUCAGCAUGGCCUGCCUGGCCAGGACCUGCGAGAUGGCGGACCGGCAGCCCGGGCGGAGCCUCGACUCCCUGGACGCGGACGGGACCUUUCGGAGGUUCGUGUCCUCGGCCCAGUUCGACCGGAGGCCGGAGAAGCCCCGUUGUCCCGGGGAGCAGGGCAGUUUUCUCGGAGAAUCGUCGACUUCCCGGGGAUGGGGAAAAAGCGUCGCCCGGUACGUCCACGACCAGUGGGUCUGCCGCCGUUUUGCGUUAAACCGGUCAUCGCGCGGCCAGGCUCCGGACCCCGGGGACGGGACCCCUCCGGCCGCCGCCCGGGAGCCGGGCCGGCCGGAGACGCUCCUGCGGGCGGCGCUGGAAGCCCUCGCCGUCCUCCCGCCGGACCACGUCCUCCCCGUUUUCGGCUCCAUGAAAAUCUUGAUCCCCGAGCUCCUGAACUCCCACGAAUCCCUCUGCGUCCGGUCUUUCGACGCGGCCUGGAAGAUCGUAGCGACUCUGAGCAACACCCAGCUGGUGUUCUGGCCCAACCUCAAGGCCUUCGUUCAGUUUGCCUUCGACGGCAGAGUUCUAGCCGUCGCCUCGCGGCGGAAGGGCCGGGCCCACGCCCGGCUCAAGGAGAUCGCGAGCGAGAUGACGGAGAUGUCCUCCACCAGGACCGGGGUCUUCAACGUGCUCAUCGGCCACUGCUGCCGGACGUGGCUGGCCUCCCCGUGGGGCGAGCCGGGGCUCCCGGAAGACCCUCCGUCGAGCGCUCGGGAUUACGUGGGGCUCGUCGCCGAGGCCUGCGUCUUCGGGCCGGUGUUCAGGCGAGACCAGAGGCUCGUCCAGGACGUCCGGGCCUUCGUCGGCAGCCUGGGGAGCGAAUGCGCAGCCAACGUGGUUACCGAGAGCACUAACCGGGACGACCAUCACGUGAGAGUCUGCGCCGUCAAGUUCCUCUGUCUGUUGGACGGGGCCCGCCGCCCGGCACACAAGUCCUAUGUCGGAGAGCUGGCGGCCGGACUUCUGGAGAAAGAGGCUCUGGUGGCCAGUUCGAGAAGCCACUACUACGCGAACUCUCUUCAGCACAGAGUGCAAAACCGGGUGUGGCAGACGCUGCUGGUCCUGUUCCCCAAGCUAGACCAGGAUUUCCUCGGCGGGGUCGUCGACAAGGUUUUCCAGGCCGGGUCCGUCAGCAAUCAGGCCUCCGUCAAGUACGCCAUUCAGUGGAUGAUUAUUUUGAUCCUUCACCGAUACCCCCAGUUCUUCCCCAAGUUCUGGGACCGCUUCCGUCCCGGGGAAGAAAACUUCAAAACGAGCAUGUGCACGUAUCUGUCGGUGCUGUUUCACCUGGACGUCAUCGUUCAGAAUGAGGCCGAGAUGAGAGCUCAGCUGAAGAAAGGCCUCGUGGUCGCCCUGCAGUGGUGCUUCAGCCACAACUUCCGCGUCCGCCUCUACGCCCUGGUGACGCUGAAGAAGAUCUGGGGCCUGUGCAAGACCUGGCGCCUGGAGGAGUGCGAGGCUCUGUCGCCCGCCAUCGAGUCGAGCCUCGAACAGGUGGAAAACACCCACGGAGCAGGGAACGCCAAGAGGAACUGGCAGCGGAUCCAGGAGCAUUUCUUCUUCGCGGUCUUUCACCCCCUCCGAGACUAUAACCUGGAGACGAUAUUUUACAUCCUUCCCCGGCUUGCGGAACUCGCGGAGGACGAGUGGAUCCCCCUCUCCAAAUUCACCGGAUUCACGGACAUCCCCACGGAGUCGGGACGUCCGAGCUGGGGCCGGGCUCGCGGGGAGCUUCGGGACCUGCGGCCCGACCCGUGGACACAGCCGGACACCGGUCUCAACCCAGCUGAGCUCGCUCUCCACCUGGAAGGGACCGACGUCCAGAAGAAAAUCAUCCCUUGGAAAAACAACAGCCCCGCCCCCCCGGACCUGGACCUGGACCUGCUCUUUCAGGAUCGCGCUGCCCGACUGGGCAAGUCCCUCAGCGGGUUGAUCGUGGUGGCCUCGCUCGUUGCUAAACCCACCAAUUUAGGAGGGCUGUGCCGAACGUGUGAGAUAUUUGGGGUGUCGACGCUGGUGCUGGGCAGCCUGCAGUGCGCCAGCGACAAGCAGUUUCAGCACCUCAGCGUUUCAGCGGAGCAGUGGCUCCCUUUGCUGGAGGUGAAGCCAGCCCAGUUGGUGGAUUAUCUGCGGCAGAGAAAAGCGGACGGCUACACCAUCAUCGGCGUCGAGCAGACGGCUAGGAGCGUGGAUCUGACCGAGUACCGCUUUCCCGAGAAAUCGCUGCUCCUGCUGGGCAACGAGCGGGAGGGGAUCCCGGCGCACCUGCUCGGGCAGCUGGACGUCUGCGUGGAGAUCCCCCAGCAAGGCAUCGUCCGCUCCCUCAACGUCCACGUGAGCGGCGCGCUGCUCAUCUGGGAGUACACGCGGCAGCGGCUGGCCCGCCGCCCCCGCGACGGCGGCCGGACGGCAGGUCGAGCCCGCGAGGGGCAGGGCUCUUAAUGUAUUAUUUUUCUGGGAAAUAAACUGUUUUGGUUAAA